Messenger RNA from Truncatella angustata, 1362 nucleotides. RefSeq names its product glycosyl hydrolase family 61-domain-containing protein. The record is from RefSeq and is a predicted model, not a curated record. The transcript has 4 exons. NCBI's taxonomy places the organism in Eukaryota, Fungi, Ascomycota, Sordariomycetes, Amphisphaeriales, Sporocadaceae. Bases 1 to 1362 code for a protein of 453 amino acids.
AUGAAGUAUUUACUUACAUUUCUCAUGAGCAUUAGCGCUCCACUUGUUGCUACACAUACUACCUUCACGACAAUCUAUAUCGACGAUGUCACCCAGGGUGAUGGAACCUGCGUUCGUAUGAACAUGAACGCGCAGAACAGCAGUUAUCCCGUUCCUAGCUUGUCCGGCGAUGACAUGGCUUGUGGUUUGAUGGGCGGAACAGCAGUGGCUUUCACGUGCCCUGCUACUGCAGGGGCCAAGCUCAGCUUCGAAUGGCGUAUGUGGGCUAAUCUUGAGCAUGAAGGCGCCCUUGAUCCUUCACACAAAGGUCCCUGCGCAUUCUAUGCGAAGCAGGUUAUGGAUGUUUCGAGUACUGCCGCCGCUGGGCCGGGUUGGUUCAAAAUUUUCGAAGAGGGUUACGAUGAAUCCACUAGCAAGUGGUGUACCGAGAAACUCAUCGACGCAGGUGGUAUAAUCAGUGUGCAGAUCCCCAACGGCCUGCCUUCGGGCAAUUAUCUGUUCAGACCCGAGCUUCUUGCCCUGCAAAAUGCCAACAUCGGCGAUCCUCAAUUAUAUACCGGCUGCGCGCAGGUCCAAGUGCAAGAUUACAGUGUCUCAAUUCCUGGUUAUGUCAAAGAAGGCGACGCUAGCGUGAGCUUCAAUAUCAAUAAACCCGUCUUCCCAUACCCGAUGCCGGGGCCAAGCGUUUAUGAUGUUUCCGCUAGCCCUGCAUUCUCAGUCCAAAGCGAUUUCCCCAACAUUACUUCUGUAAACGGCGCGACACUGGUCCCUGACAACUGUCUCAUCAAAGAGGCCAACUGGUGUGGUGUUGAAGUUGCCGACUACAGCACGGAAGACAGCUGCUGGAAAACAUGCUACGACUCUGUUCCGCCAACUGGAGCCAAGAACUGUAAGGUAUGGGAGACUAAGUGUGACGGCAUAAAGGAUUCAUGCUCAGCUGGCACCUUCAGUGGGCCACCAAACAAAGGCCAAGAACUCCAAGAUGCAGAGGUCAGAACCGGAGUGGUCAUACCCGCUGCCGACAACCUGGGAUCCGGCGAUGCAAGCAGUAGCGCGUCUGGUUCCGUAGCCAGUGCCACUGCUGGUGUGACCACUUCAUUCGCUACUGUCACGACGGAGAUUUCAAGGACCGCCAUAGCCUCCUCCAAGUACGAAACGACUGCGACCGCGACGAAAUCUUCCAAGUCGGUGGAUGAGACUGCUCCAACUUCGAGCAAGAGAAAUGGCAACGGCAGAAAGACAGCCUCCAGUGCUGGAAUAACGGCGGGUAUUAUCACUAUUGAGACUUCUUUGUCACCUGCUACUACAACCCCUUGUGAGAACAAGGUUCGCAGACGUCGAAAUGGUGGCUCAAAGAAGUGA